AUGCAGUUCUCGGCCGGAACCCUCGCCACUGCUUUGCUGUCGCUCCUAGUGGCCCAGGUCGCCGCGACGCCCUCCGCCGGCGGCGCCCACGAGGGGGCGCUCGAGGCCCGGGCCGCGUGCCCGAGCGCUCCCGUCUUUGCCGCAGUCGUAUGCGACACCCAAGAGUGCACCGACGGCCGCCAAAAAAUUAUGGACAGCUACUACCAGAAGCUCAGGGAGUGCAAGAAGAACAAGAGGGGCCUGCUCGAGGCCCGAGCCGCGUGCCCCCCGAGCGCUCCCGGGUUUGACGCCGCCGUAUGCGUCAGCCAAGAGUGCAUCGACGGCCGCAAAAAAAUUAUGAGCGACUACUCCCGGAAGCUCUUGGAGUGCAAGAAGAACAAGAGGGCUGCUCCGGCCGAGGAGUAGGCCCGGCAUGAUCGAUCGGGGAAAGACCGCCAUGGGGCCACUCUGUCGCGUCCGCACCGCCAUGGCCUAUGCCGGUCCCGUCUGGGCCGGCUGUUUCUUUUGCUCUUUUUUGUUCCUUGUGAAUUUCUUGCUUUUUACGCGUUCCUCCUGGCGUGGCGCUUGUCUGCCCACUGGGUUCUACCGUUUUCUUCCUCUUGUACCUACUGUUUUCUUCCUCUUGUACCUACUGAUUUCUUCCUCCUGUACCUACUGGCCUUUUCCCCUCGUGGCGGUUUGUUUUGUUGCUAGCAAUGGAUAUUCCUUUAUUCGAAUCUCUGAACGCUCCUUUGGCCUCGACCGUUGUUCUAACGGGUCGUUUUUCGCUCCGAACUGGACUCGUACUCCCGUCUACGCUGGUGAUGACGUGAUUUCUC
This is a messenger RNA of Gaeumannomyces tritici R3-111a-1, 818 nucleotides long. RefSeq lists its product as hypothetical. NCBI's taxonomy places the organism in Eukaryota, Fungi, Ascomycota, Sordariomycetes, Magnaporthales, Magnaporthaceae. The coding region runs from base 1 to 405 and encodes 134 amino acids. The transcript has 2 exons. The record is from RefSeq and is a predicted model, not a curated record.